AUUUAAUUUGAAAGUACUUGUUUAGUCUGUGCGUUUGUAUGCUUUGUUGAAUAUACAUGCAAAGUCAGGGUAUAAAACUGGGUAGGCGCAUUUGAGAAAACAAAGUCAGCUGUCCAUCAUCAUGUUAAAGUGUGUGACCGCCAUUUUCUUUGUUCUUUUGGUGCUCUCCUGUGUCUGGGUUGUCUGGUGUGCCAAAUGUCAUCUUAACAGGCACAGACAUUUCCUAAACUGUUGGAGUAGCCGUUUGUAUACCAUGCCUACUGAGAAGUUUACCGCUGACCUUCUUGGAAUUGACUUAAGUUACAACCAAAUUCCAUUGAUUGAAGAUUACACCUUCUCAAUGUUGUCCAAUCUACGAACACUUGACCUGUCCGCGAACUUGAUUGUGCACAUUGAGUCAAAGGCGUUUGCGGGACUUGAAAAUCUUGUAUCUUUGAAUUUAUCACAAAGUAUACAGAAUUUCACCACAGACUACUUAUCAGUGAAGCUGUUCGAGCCUCUUCUGAGUCUGGAAGUGAUACGUAUUCAACGAUGUAAAAUCAGCAAAGAGUGGAUAAACCAAGCACUUUGCAGACUGAACAACUUAACGACGCUGUUCAUAGAUUUCCCUCAGAACUUCACAUUUGAUUUAGAGUUCGAAUCCGUGACCAGAAUGAGGAGAAUAUCCACACAAGAAGCUGUAAGAUUAACUGAUGUAAUGGCUAGAGCUUGCGAGUGGUCAUCUAUCAAAAAUGAAACAUUUGUGGCCUUCCGGGACAUUGCUGUAAGAGAACUAACCCUGGUCCGGUGUGAAAUCGAAAACAUUGAGAGUGGCGCCUUUGAUCCUUUGAUCUCUCUGGAAGUUCUCGAUCUGAGUUUUAACCAGAACCUUGGGCUAAGAGUCGCAUUUCAAUCUCUGGCAGGUCUACCAUCCAACAUGUCGACCAUCAACAUGGCCAUGGUGAACAGCUACAUGAUUGGUUACAAAUUGGGGGACCGGGAUUUUAUGUACUUAAGAAAAAUAUGUGUGCGGUCGGUGGACCUUUCCCAGAAUUACAUCUACUACGAUGACGACACCAGCAAUCCUGUAAAGUUUCGGCUGGAUUGUCUAGAAAAGCUGAACAUGUCAUACCACGCGAUCAACUUCUGGCCGUCAAAGCUGAUGUCGUACCUCAUCUCCAGUGAACGCCUGACCCAGAUUGACUUCUACCGAAUCGGGUAUAGCAGCUCAAAAUCCAGCGAUGACCUGGUCACAUCUCGAGACUGUUCAGGACCUUUUAUUCUGCCACCAAAUCUGAAAUGGCUAAGUGUUAGUGGAUGUCAACAAUGGUUCAUACCUUGUUCAACGGUGGAUUUCAGCCCCAAUUUGCCUUCUCUGCAAUAUUUGAGGUUAGACUAUGCUGUUUCGGAUAUCUGCGCGUUUCCACUGGUCUCUGGAGUCCCAAACUUGACCCACCUCGACAUUACUGGCAUCAAGUGUCUUAUAAUGGGAGACAACAUUUUUCCUCAGAGUAUAACUACCCUCGAUAUGUCUAACUGUCCAUACGCGCAAGGGGCGUUAAUAUUAUCUCGCCCAUUUGAUCUGCUGAAGAACCUACGCGAGAUAAAUCUGUCCGGCAACGGCCUGAUGGAUUUACAAAUACCAAUUUUCAAAUCACCACAGGAAUUAAGGACCGUCAUCUUGGCGUACAAUGGCUUCCAGCGACUGCCUGGAAUCGUGUCACAUAUUCCUCAUCUCCGAAAGUUGGACUUGACAGCUAACGCCAUUACCCAUUUUCAACCAAAGGAAAUCAGCCUAUUGGACAGCCUGAUGUCAAGAGAGGAUGAAGGGCAUCGCUUCCAAAUCAUAUUGGGCGGAAAUCCAUUGCAGUGCACUUGUGAGACAGUCGUAUUUAUCCGGUGGCUUUUUUGGAGAGAGUCAAACGUUGCCGGUGUAGACCAUUACAGAUGUUUCCUGUCAAACGGAACGAAAGUUUAUCUGAAAGACUUUCGCAAACAGUUAACUGACUUUGAAGUGAAAUGCGUCAGUCAUACUUACCUGAUAAUAUCAGUUGUCGGUAUUCUAACAUUACUUGUCUUGGUCCUUCUGUUUGUUGUGGUAUACCGUUACCGAUUAAACCUCAGAUACUGGCUGUAUACUAAACUGAUGCCUCCCCAGGACAUGUUUGUUGACCAGGAGUACAUCUACGACGCCUUUGUGGCCUAUACGUCUGACGAGUACGAAUGGGUUGUUCGACAGUUACGUCCAAAACUUGAACUGGUGGACGAUCCGGUCACUCUAUGUGUUCACGACAGGGAUUUCACUCCUGGGAAACCAAUUCAUGAAAACAUCGUGGACAAAAUGAAGGAGAGCCGCAAAAUUCUUUUGAUCAUCAGUCCGGGUUUUCUCGAAUCACGAUACGGUCCACUAGAAAUCGAGUACGCCGGUAUGAAGUGUCUGGAAGAAGGCAGAGACGAUGCCAUAUUGUGUGUACUGAUGGAAGACAUUCCUGUUCGUCUAAUGCCGAGGGCGCUGAGAAACCUCUGGCACAAGAUCACCUUCCUCAAGUGGAGCGCUGAUCCGGAGGCACAGGUCAUUUUCUGGCGGAACCUCAAGGCUGCUGUCAGCCCAACACCACCAUGAACGAUGGAAGACAAACUAUUUGUCGAAUUGCCGUGUGCAUUCAUGUGUUGUGCUUUGAAUGUGACCCAUUUAAAUAGCUUCUAUAUAAAUUUUUAGUUUCGUGUGGUUGUACGUCUUCCUACAUUCUGACAUUUCUUUCUCGUUUUUUUUUCUCGCAGUUAAGCCCUGUCAGGCAUUGCCAUACCCAUAUAUAUGUAGAUUUAUUAUAUAAAUUAUGGCGGUAAGCAUCAAUCAAAUCUAUCAAUCAAUCAAUCCAUAAAUUUAUAAAAUAAACUUGCGUUUGUCCUGUUUUUAAAUAUUGGUUGACAUAUUUGCGUGAAAUCUAGGUGUAAAUAAAUAAAUAGAUGUCUAUUAUGUUUAGCCGAUGCCCUGUUUUUGUUGUAUUGAUGACAUCCUAGCGUGAAGUCUAGAUGUAAAUAAAUAAAAAAAAUCUCUUAUGUUUGUCCGAUGACCUCUUUUUUGUUAUAUUGAUGACAUAUUAGUCUGAGGUCUAGAUGUAAAUAAACAAAUA
Messenger RNA from Liolophura sinensis, 3113 nucleotides. RefSeq names its product toll-like receptor 2 type-2. Gene Ontology annotation, molecular function: transmembrane signaling receptor activity; protein binding. Gene Ontology annotation, biological process: toll-like receptor signaling pathway; immune response. The transcript is spliced from 2 exons. Gene Ontology annotation, cellular component: plasma membrane. Lineage: Eukaryota; Metazoa; Mollusca; Polyplacophora; Chitonida; Chitonidae. The record is from RefSeq and is a predicted model, not a curated record. The coding region runs from base 122 to 2602 and encodes 826 amino acids.